AAGCUAUCUUUCACUACCGUGAAAUGGAAACGUGGCUUGUAAUGAGUGGACUCGUAUUGCAAGUUUACAACUCAGCCUGCAACCAAGUUUUACUAGCACAGCAACGCGGUAAAAGAAGCUGCUGGUGAGUGGUGAGGCCAAGCAGUUCAUAACCUAACCCAAACGCUGACUUUGUUUCUCUUCUCGACAUCAUUGAUUGGCCGCUCGCUCUUGUUGAACCAACUCAACUGCAAAGCUGUCGCUUCUUCUUCCACAAAAAUGGCCACCGAAACGCCGACACUAUCUGAGCGAUACGAACUGAAGGGAAAAGAAGAGAAGACAGAUGUGGUUUCAAAACCUGUAGAAGUAAAAGAAGAGGAGAAACCAGCGACUGCUGUUUCUGAGGAGGCCGCGGAGAAAGCUGAGGAAGCACCACCACUUGCUGCUGAAGAAAAAACUGAAGAUACUCCUGCUGCCGCUGAAGAAAGCACUGAAGCUCCCACUACUGAUGAAAGCAGCAGUGAAGAUGCUCCUGCCGCUGCUGAAGAAACCAAUGAAGGUACAGAAGAGAACUCAGGAGAAGAGGCUGUGGAAGAGAAGAAGGAGAUUAAGCUUGAGACAGCACCAGCUGAUUACCGCUUCCCAACCACAAAUCAAACAAGGCACUGCUUUACCAGAUACAUUGAGUAUCAUCGGUGCGUAGCUGCCAAGGGUGAAGGUGCUUCAGAGUGUGAUAAGUUUGCCAAAUAUUAUCGUUCUCUCUGCCCUAGUGAAUGGGUAGAGAGAUGGAAUGAGCAAAGGGCGAAUGGCACAUUUCCGGGUCCUCUGUAGGUGGGUGCCUGUUUGAAGACCGCCAUGCAGUUUGUUUUCUGCUCCUAAAUCGAAGUUUCCACCAACAAGUUAGUACCUUAAUGAGAGGUGUUUUUCUCAGGGAAUGUCCUUUUCGAGUCAGUAAGUUAAUAAGAAAUUUUGUCUUGUUUAUUAGAAAUAAGCUCAAAUCUGAACACGAAGAAUUUGUUGCUUGCGAGAGUUAUUGCCAUCUUAAGUUGGAGCUUACUUUUUCCCAUCAUUUCUUUUCUGCUUCAACUGUUAUGUAACAGGUACUCAUUACAGUUUAAAACCCAAAAGAAUCUUGAAUUAGAUAUUAAUAACACAUACUUCCCUUCGAUUACUCAAGAAA
Populus nigra (black poplar) is the source of this 1159-nucleotide messenger RNA. Its product is annotated as cytochrome c oxidase subunit 6b-1-like. The transcript is spliced from 5 exons. Lineage: Eukaryota; Viridiplantae; Streptophyta; Magnoliopsida; Malpighiales; Salicaceae. Gene Ontology annotation, cellular component: mitochondrion; respiratory chain complex IV. Bases 259 to 810 code for a protein of 183 amino acids. The record is from RefSeq and is a predicted model, not a curated record.